AUGAAGUACAUACCGGCGAUAGCUUCCAUGAGCCUGGGACGAGCCUGGGUCCAUGACUUUGAAGAAAAGAUGAAAGCUGCGUCCAAGUCUGGUUUUCAAGGCAUGGAAAUCUUCUACGAGGACCUCGAAUAUGUCGUAAAAUCACUGGCCUCAUCAGCCGAACAAGAUGCGACACCUUCCCCAGCACAACUCAUUGCCGCUGCANAANAAGUCAAAACCAUUUGCGAUCAGAAUAACUUGCGCAUCAUCGGUCUCCAGCCAUUUUUGUUCUACGAAGGACUGAAAGAUCGCCAACAACACGAUCGCUUGAUUGAAAAGCUGCAUGUUUGGUUCGAUAUCGUGGAUACACUAGAUACAGACACCAUCCAAAUUCCCGCCAACUUCUUGCCCAAAGACCAGAUCACAGGCGACACGGACACUAUAGUGGCGGAUAUGGUCAAAGUCGCCGACUUGGGUGCGAAUCGUGAGCGACCAAUUCGCUUUGCGUAUGAGAACCUCUGCUGGAGUACGUAUAUCGAUACUUGGGAAGCGGCAUGGGAGGUAGUGCAGCGUGUGGAUCGUCCAAACUUCGGCAUGUGUCUGGACACCUUCAACAUCGCUGGUCGGAUCUGGGCGGACCCUGCUGCACCAACAGGCAUGGUUGAAGAUGCUCAAGCUGCUCUGGACGCGUCUUUGGGACGACUUGUCAAGACUGUUGAUGUGGCAAAGGUGUUUUACAUCCAGGUCGUGGAUGCGGAACGAUGUGAUCCGCCACUCGACGAAAAGCACCCUUUUCAUGCAGACGGCCAGCCGAGUCGCAUGUCUUGGUCUCGUAACGCUCGAUGCUUUAUGUACGAGACUGAUAGAAAUGCCUAUUUGCCUGUGGAAAGAGUGGCUCGAGCCAUCAUCGAAGGCCUCGGCUACCAAGGAUAUGUGUCUAUGGAGCUGUUUUCGAGAACACUCUCGGAUGCCGCGCUGGAUGUUCCUCAAAGCCACGCUGUGCGUGGGAUACAAGCCUGGAAGAAGUUCGUGGAUGCUCUGGGUCUGAAGUAG
Molecule: messenger RNA, 1032 nt
Organism: Aureobasidium vineae
Lineage: Eukaryota; Fungi; Ascomycota; Dothideomycetes; Dothideales; Saccotheciaceae
Source: the annotation of a GenBank genome assembly